Abrus precatorius (Indian licorice) is the source of this 1017-nucleotide messenger RNA. RefSeq lists its product as uncharacterized. The record is from RefSeq and is a predicted model, not a curated record. NCBI's taxonomy places the organism in Eukaryota, Viridiplantae, Streptophyta, Magnoliopsida, Fabales, Fabaceae. Bases 1 to 1017 code for a protein of 338 amino acids. The transcript has a single exon.
AUGCCUUCCUAUGCAAAAUUUAUGAAGGAGCUGUUAUCUAAGAAGAGGAAGCUUGAGAAUGAUAAAACAGUCCCUUUGACUGAAGAAUACAGUGCUAUUUUACAAAGGAAGCUCUCUCAAAAAUUAAAGGAUCCAGGUUCUUUUAGCAUUCCAUGUGCCAUUGGAAAUUGUACUAUGGGGAAAGCUCUAUGUGAUCUUGGGGCCAGCAUUAAUCUUAUGCAUCUUGCUAUCAUGAAGAGACUUGGAAUAGAGGAAGUCAAGCCUACUAGCAUAACUUUGCAACUCACGAACAAAUCUUACACAUAUCCUUAUGGUAUUGUAGAGGAUUUGCUAGUUAAGAUUGACAAAUUUAUUUUCCUUGCAGAUUUUGUAAUAUUGGACAUGGAAGUAGAUGCCGACAUUCCUUUAAUUUUGGGCAGACCAUUCCUAGCUAUAGGGAGAGCUUUAAUUGGUGUUCAAAAGGGAGAACUUAUGUUGAGAGUGCAUGAUGAGAAAGUUAUUUUCAAUGUAAUUGAGGCACUCAAACAUCCUAAUGAUUAUAUUACUUGCAUAAGGGUUGAUAUCUUAGAUUCUAUUACUUUCCCUCAUUUUAUUGAUAAUGUUGAUGAGAUUUCAUUGUUAAAGGAAACAAUAGUUAUAGGGAAUUAUUCUGCUGUUGUAAAAACAAAAGAGCACUUGAGAAAAUAUGUCCAACAACUUGACACCUUGCCAAUUAUUUCUUCUUCAGAAAAUUCAGUAAGGGAAGAACUGAAAAUGGAAAUAAAGGAAGAAAAGGUUGAGAAACUUGAGCUGAAACAACUACCUUCCCACUUGAGAUACUCUUUCUUAGGCCAAGAACAUGAAAAUCUGGUAAUUAUUAAUAAUGAUCUCAAGGGAAAGGAAGAAGAGAAAUUGUUGAGAAUUCUAAUAGCACACAAGUCAGCAAUUGGCUGGCAUAUUUCAGAUUUAAAGGGGAUUAAUCCAUCUUUUUGCAAGCAUAGAAUUCUAUUUGAAGACAACUACAAACCAGUAGUUUAG